AACAAAACACAAAAGUCACAAACAUCAGCUCCCAACAACACUUGUGUUGUGUCUUUCCCUUCUCCAAAGCCAUGGCUAUGUCUGGUGCUCUGAGUCUAUCCCAAUUCUCAGUUUAUAGGCCUAUUUCAUUGCCAAGAAAAUUUCCCAAAAACAGGGUUUGCAUUAGAGCCAUGUCAGAAACCUCAUCCUCUUCCUCUUCUACUUCUGUAAGCACCCAACAAGAACCAACAUCAGAUGAUUCAGCUUCAUCCUCAUCAGUAACAUUUGCUCCUCCACCCAAUUUCAAACCCCCUGAGCCCAAAACCUUUGCAGUGAGACCUGACAAGAGGGGUGAGAUUUUUGGAGCUAUUCUUCCCAUUUUCUUUCGCUUUGCUACUGGAGUUUUCGUUUCUGGGUAUUCUUUUUCAUUUGUUUCUAAGGAUGAAUUUCCACCAGACCAAUUUGCAAUGGAAGUUUCUGGCUAUAAGGUAAAAGAAACAUCAAAUUUAGGCCCUCGCCCAGAGAAGCCUAUUGAGAUAUAUGAAUUUGAGAGCUGUCCAUUUUGUCGAAAGGUUAGAGAAAUUGUUGCUGUUUUGGACCUUGAUGUUCUUUUCUAUCCUUGCCCAAGAAAUGGCCCAAAUUUUCGUCCCAAGGUUGUUCAGAUGGGUGGUAAACAGCAGUUUCCCUACAUGGUAGACCCCAACACCGGCGUUUCGAUGUAUGAAUCAGAUGACAUAAUUCAGUAUUUGGUUGGCAAAUAUGGUGAUGGAAAUGUUCCUCUUACUUUAUCACUUGGAUUUUUAACGACACUGACUGCUGGUCUUGCCAUGCUCGGUCGUAUUGGAAAGGGGACAAGUUAUACUCCAGCAAAGUUACCUCCAAAGCCACUUAAAUUAUGGGCAUAUGAGGGGUCUCCUUUCUGCAAACUUGUACGUGAAGUACUUGUAGAAUUAGAGCUGCCACACCUGCUUUGCAGUUGUGCUAGGGGUAGCCCAAAACGACAGAUACUAUACAAGAAAACUGGACAUUUCCAGGCACCCUUUUUGGAAGAUCCAAACACUGGGAUAGAAAUGUUUGAGAGUGCAGAAAUUAUAGAGUAUCUAACAGCAACUUACGCUCUUCAGUGAGUAGUUUUAACCUUUAAGAGAGGCUUAUGAGGGCUAUUUACUCUCUAUGUAAUCAUAUGCCUGUCUCAUAUGUAAAUGUGAUUGAAAAUGGUUCUAACACUGCGAUAAAUCCAUUUGUUACUAUAUCAAAAUAUCACAUAGUGGAAUCAAAUGCCUCAACAUUCAACAAUGGUUUGAGGUGUUUAAAACCCUCGGUUGCAAAGUAAUAGUGUAAUUUGU
Molecule: messenger RNA, 1325 nt
Organism: Gastrolobium bilobum
Lineage: Eukaryota; Viridiplantae; Streptophyta; Magnoliopsida; Fabales; Fabaceae
Exons: 12
Coding region: 72-1106 (344 amino acids)
Cellular component (GO): chloroplast
Source: RefSeq, a predicted model, not a curated record